CCUGAAUCCAUUUUAUUUACUUGUCCCUGGUAAAUAACUAAUCGAUAACAAAAGUGAAGCUUAUUUAUAGCAAUUAAACAAUAAAAAUGGUGGUACGAUCGUGUCUCCUUCCUCUCUUUUAUAUUCUGCCAUUGAACCAUCCCAUCUUUUGGGAUCAUGCAAAAACCAGUUCUGUUAGUCUUGCGAAUUAACUGAGAAUGAUAUUACCUAAGAAUUAGAAUAGAAGUCUUCGACCCAUUCUAAUCCUGGAAGAUGGCGGUCGAAGAUGUCGUCCAAUGGGUCGACCAAUUUACCGAUCUCAUCCAACAGUUCCCGCUCAAUGACAUUGUGUUCCUCCUAUAUCCUCUCAUACUCACCGUUGUAGGGGGCUCGUUGCUCUACUUCACUCACACCGACUACUGGGACAAGCCAAAACGAUACACCGUCCCGGCUCCCAAGAAACCCGACGAUGUUAAGAUACUCGAUAACCCAACUAUUAAAGUCUCAGGCACUACCGCCAUUCAAUGUUACAUGCCCGCUACCGGCCAAUUCCUUGGCUUCGUAAACCCUUCUACUCCCGCCGGCAUCGAUCGCGCUAUAGCACAGGCUCAAGCCGCCCAGGAGAAAUGGGCUAAAACAACCUUCAACGAGCGCCGGAAAGUUCUGCGUACCAUGCUACAAUACGUCCUCGACAACCAAGAGCAAAUCUGUCAUGUCAGCUCCCUCGACUCGGGAAAGACCAUGGUCGACGCUCAGCUUGGCGAGAUCUUGGUGACGGCCGAGAAACUACAGUGGACCAUCAAGCACGGCGAAGCGGCUCUGCGUCCGAGCCGCCGUCCGACGAACCUGCUCAUGAGUUAUAAGAAGAACACAGUACACUACGAGCCAUUAGGCGUGGUGGCCGCGCUCGUGAGCUGGAAUUAUCCGUUCCAUAACUUGAUGGGCCCUAUUAUAAGUGCCAUCUUCGCGGGCAACGGCAUUGUCGUCAAAGUGAGCGAGCAGACCUGUUGGAGCGCGGCAUACUACACGAGCAUUGCGCGCGGCGCCCUCGUCGCCCAUGGCCACGACCCUCAACUGGUCCAAAGCGUCGUGUGCUGGCCCCAGACAGCCGGACAUCUCACGAGCCACCCCGGCAUUAGCCAUCUGACAUUUAUUGGGAGCCGGCCCGUGUGCCACGCCGUUGCCGCUAGCGCUGCCAAGACUCUUGUGCCGGUGGUCGCCGAAUUAGGUGGCAAAGACGCCGCUGUUGUGCUUGACUCCGCGGCCAACGACCUGAAUAGAAUUGUCGAUAUCCUCAUGCGCGGCACCUUCCAGUCCUCGGGCCAAAACUGCAUUGGCAUCGAGCGCAUCGUUGCGACGCCAGGUGUCUACGACAAACUUGUCUCGAUGCUCGAGCCCCGCGUCAGCGCCCUACGGAUGGGUCUGGACAAGGACGUUGGCGCCAUGGUCUCUGAUGCCUCCUUCGCCCGUUACGAAAAACUGAUCGCAGACGCUGUGGCAGACGGGGCCAGACUCCUCGCUGGCGGAAAACGCUACGCACACCCUGACCACCCGAAGGGCUUCUACUUCACCCCGACGCUCAUCGUCGACGUAACCCCCGACAUGGCCAUCGCGAACGAAGAGUGUUUCGGCCCCAUCAUGACCAUUCUCCGCACCCCCUCCUCUUCCGCCUCCGAUAUCCUCACCGUCGUCAACGCCCCCGACUUCGGCCUCGGCGCCUCCGUCUACGGCCGCGACUCUGACCCCGUCCUGCGAUCCGUCGUCCACGGCAUCCGCGCUGGCGGCGUCGCCGUCAACGACUUCGCCGUCUUCUACGCCGUGCAGCUCCCCUUCGGCGGCGUCCGCGGGUCCGGGUACGGCCGCUUCGCCGGCGAGGAAGGCCUCCGCGGCCUCUGCAAUCUCAAGAGCGUCUGCGAGGAUCGCUUCGCGUGGCUCGGCAUCCGCACUGCCAUUCCCCCGCCUGUCAAGUACCCCGUCCCCGACCAGGGGCGCGGGUGGCGGUUUACGAAGGGGGUUGUGGGGAUGGGGUAUGCGGUUACGAUUGGAGGGAAGGUAAAAGCGCUGGGGGAUAUUUUGAGGAAUAUGUGAGCUAGGUAUCUAGGUGAGUAAACAUGGGAAAGGGGCGAGGGGAAAGGGGGGAGGGGAAGAGGAAGAGACAUGAAGACGACGCAUGGAAACGAAUGAAUGGAUGUAUGCAUAUAUCCAGGCGCCUAACCUGUAUCAUAUUGCAUCUACUAAAGCGGCUGCGUAUAUACC
This is a messenger RNA of Hypoxylon fragiforme, 2235 nucleotides long. RefSeq names its product ALDH-like protein. The record is from RefSeq and is a predicted model, not a curated record. The transcript has 2 exons. Gene Ontology annotation, molecular function: aldehyde dehydrogenase (NAD+) activity. Bases 253 to 2067 code for a protein of 604 amino acids. NCBI's taxonomy places the organism in Eukaryota, Fungi, Ascomycota, Sordariomycetes, Xylariales, Hypoxylaceae.